AACAGCUGUUUAGUUUGACAGAUGGCAAUUUGCCAUUGACAUUGACAACUCCAUUGGGAGGUUAUCUCUAUUUCUAUUGUUAUUUUGUAAUAUUUUUCAGAAAUAUGUUAUCAAAUUAAAAUUGGGUUUCACUUUCGUUGAAAAUGGAGAACUUUGAUGACGAAAUCAGUAGUAUAGAUGAAGAAACUACUUCGCUGUUCAAUAACGAAUCUUCAUCAGAACGAAAAUCCGAUGAUUUCCAUCAAGAUUUCGACGAUGACACUGUAGAUACGAGAUCCGAACUGAAGUUUGAUAAAGCCUUAGAAACUGAAGAAGAAACCCAGAAAAGGGCUCUUAUCGAAGAUGCCCUGAGUAAUGAAUAUACACCACUGAAAAUCUGGCAAAAUUUUUGUAUUACCCCGUAUGGAUUGAUUGCCGAUGACCUGAGGUUCAAGGUAUGGCCACUUCUGUUGGAAGUAGAUCCUACUCCAAAUGAGAAGAUCCCGUCUCUUGAAGAAUUAUCUAGUCAUAGCGAGUACCAACAAGUGGUUUUGGAUGUGAAUAGGUCAUUGAAAAGGUUUCCUCCAGGCAUUCCAUAUAAGCAACGUGUUGCUCUUCAAGAUCAACUGACGGUGCUCAUCUUACGUGUCAUAAUGAAGUAUCCAAAAUUACGAUACUAUCAGGGAUAUCAUGACGUAGCCAUCACAUUUUUAUUAGUAGUAGGAGAAGUUGUGGCAUUCAGAAUUAUGGAGAAACUAAGCACUGAUAAUUUAAGAGAGUGUAUGGAGCCAACCAUGGAAAAGACUUCCUAUAGAUUGAAUUACAUUUAUGCUUUGCUUUCCAAAGUUGAUCCAGAUCUACAUAGUUUCAUGGACAGAGCUUCUGUCGGUACAAUGUUUGCCUUACCCUGGUACCUAACAUGGUUUGGCCACUCCCUCAACCAGUAUAAGGACGUGGUGAGGCUCUACGACUUCUUCUUGGCAUCCCCUGCGGAUAUGCCCCUGUAUGUGGCGACGUCUUUGGUGAUCCAAAGACGGAAAGAGGUUUUCGCAGAAGGUUGUGACAUGGCCAGUAUACACUGUCUGCUAUCCCAGAUCCCGGACAAUCUUGACUUCGAAGAGAUUCUUACAAGAGCGUCGUCUUUCUACAAGAAAUACCCUCCUGACAAACUGGAACACUUGGUGAAGAAGCGCGUCCAGAAAGAGUAUGUAGUUUUCGGACUGUUUUAUCUGCUGCAAAAGUUCGUAUACUUCUUGAGGGAGGUGUUCAGCCUUCGCUUGUUUUUGUCUAUGUUCUCUUUGCUUAUGCAUAGGAGUAAGAGAAAGUAUAGGUAGGGUUUGCGCUUGUUCGGUUGUUGCUUGCCAUCUCUCCUCUUUAACUUUAUUUUUCUGCCUGACAUUUAUUAUUUUAGUGCCUUGUUUGAAUAAAUGCAUCUUUAGUAUUUGA
Molecule: messenger RNA, 1425 nt
Organism: Leptinotarsa decemlineata (Colorado potato beetle)
Lineage: Eukaryota; Metazoa; Arthropoda; Insecta; Coleoptera; Chrysomelidae
Product: TBC1 domain family member 20
Biological process (GO): endoplasmic reticulum to Golgi vesicle-mediated transport; positive regulation of GTPase activity
Cellular component (GO): endoplasmic reticulum membrane
Molecular function (GO): GTPase activator activity
Source: RefSeq, a predicted model, not a curated record